Messenger RNA from Cicer arietinum (chickpea), 1215 nucleotides. RefSeq names its product isoliquiritigenin 2'-O-methyltransferase-like. NCBI's taxonomy places the organism in Eukaryota, Viridiplantae, Streptophyta, Magnoliopsida, Fabales, Fabaceae. Gene Ontology annotation, molecular function: O-methyltransferase activity; protein dimerization activity. The record is from RefSeq and is a predicted model, not a curated record.
GGCAAAGUCUAACAAAAAAAAAUCAUGGGUUCUAUCACCGAAGAAAUUCAAGUUCUUCCAAAAAGUUCAUCACUUCAAACAGAGGAUGAUGAAUCAUGUCUCUCUGCUAUGUUUCUUUGUUGUGGUCCAAUCAUUUAUACAUCAGUAUUAAAAGCUGCAAUUGAACUCAAUUUAUUUGAGAUCAUAUCUAAGGCAAAUCCACAAGGUGUUUCAGCAUCUUAUGUUGCUUCACAAUUACCAAAAAUUAUAACACAACAUCCUCAAUUGCCUCGAAGGCUUGAUCGAAUGUUGUGUCUUCUUGCAAGUCACUCUCUUCUUGUUUGUUCUAUAAGUACAAAUGAAGAAGGUGGAAUUGAAAGACUUUAUGAACUCUCUUUGGCUGGUAAAUACUUUGUUAAUGAUGAGAAUAAUGGAUCUGUGGCUUCAUUUUCAACAUUUAUGAAUCAUCAAAAGCUCAUGGAUGCAUUCAACAAUUUUAAGGAGGUACUAUUAGAUUGUGAUCAUGGACUAUACAUGAAAGUUCAUGGAAUGCCUGUUUAUCAAGGCAUACAAUCUGAUCCAGCUUGGAAUCAUAUGUUUAACAAAGCAAUGAGAGAUAUUUGCACACUAGAAAUGAAGAAGAUAUUAGAAAAAUAUAAAGGGUUUGAAGGAAUAUCAAUGUUGGUUGAUGUUGGAGGAGGAAUUGGACAAAGUUUGAAUAUGAUAAUCUCUAAGUAUCCUUCUAUAAAGGGUAUUAAUUUUGAUUUGCCUCAAGUAAUACAAAAUGCUCCAACUUAUCCAGGGAUUGAGCAUAUUGAAGGAGACAUGUUUAAAAGUGUCCCAAAAGGUGAUGCAAUAAUAUUGAAGGCUGUAUUGCAUAAUUGGUCUUAUGACAAUUGUUUGAAAAUCCUAAGUAUGUGCUACAAAGCAUUGCCACAACAUGGGAAAGUGAUUGUUGUGGACUUCAUAAUGCCUCAAGAAAUUCAGCAUACAAAAGCAGAUAAGAUGAUUACUAGCUUUGACAAUCUCAUGUUUUUGGAUGGUGGUGUUGAAAGAACAAAGAAAGAAUUUGAAAAGUUAUGCAAAUGUUCUGGUUUUUCCAGUUUUAAUGUUGUUUGUCUUGCCUUCUCUGCUUUAGGAGUGAUGGAGUUUUAUAAAUAAAUAAACAAGAGUAAGGCUACUCGUUAUGUAAGGAACUUUGGAUCAUUAAUUGAUUAUAUAUUUUUAAAGAAUAAA